This is a messenger RNA of Mitosporidium daphniae, 3138 nucleotides long. RefSeq lists its product as uncharacterized. Gene Ontology annotation, molecular function: oxidoreductase activity. The record is from RefSeq and is a predicted model, not a curated record. Bases 1 to 3138 code for a protein of 1045 amino acids. NCBI's taxonomy places the organism in Eukaryota, Fungi, Microsporidia. The transcript is spliced from 4 exons.
AUGGAUUUCCGCGGUCGCGUUGCUAUUAUCACGGGCGCUGGGGGCGGCCUUGGUAAGGCGUAUGCCUUAUAUCUGGCAUCCCUGGGCGCUGCCAUUGUCGUCAAUGACCUUGGUGGCUCAGUAACUGGGGAUCGUCUUGCUUCUGACAAAGACAGUCCUGCCGAUCUUGUCGUGGCACAAAUCAGGGCCUCCGGGGGCAUGGCCAUUGCUGAUAAGCAUUCCGUUUCGAGCGAGGCAGAAGGCAUUAUUCAAACAGCACUGUCAAACUUUGGACGCAUCGAUAUUGUCAUUAAUAAUGCCGGCAUCAUUAGAGACAAGAGCUUUCUUAAGCUUACCGAUUCAGACUGGGACUCCGUUAUUGAUGUGCAUUUGUAUGGCUCUUUUGCAGUAACUAGAGCCGCCUGGCCCCAUUUGAUGCAUCAACGAUUCGGUAGAAUCAUCAUGACGGCAUCUGCUGCUGGCUUGUACGGAAAUUUUGGCCAGGCAAACUAUUCUGCUGCCAAAAUGGCACUUAUCGGCUUUGCUAAAAGCCUUGCACUUGAGGGCUCAAAAUAUAAUGUCACUUGUAAUGUCCUUGCUCCUCUUGCUGCUACAAGAAUUUCGGAGACCGCGUUCCCUCAAGAGGUUUUAAACGUCCUAAAACCAGAGGCUUUAGCCCCUCUGGUUGCCUAUUUGGUCCAUGAAAAAACAACACACGAGAAUGGAUCCGUUUUUGAAUCUGCUGGUGGGUGUAUAACAAAGCUACGAUAUCAAAGGUCUGCUGGAAUUCUGAUCAAUGCCAGCGAGAAGAACCCCACACCUGUUUCUGACCUCUUGCUCAACUUUAAGAAAAUUGAAGACUUUUCUGCUGAUCCCACAUAUCCGUCUUCGAUCACGGACACUCCCUGGAUGAAUCUUAUCGAAAAAAGCUCAAAAGCUACCACCAAGGCUAGUGGAAAAAGCCAUGAUGAUAAAAUCUUAUCUGGACAAGUGAUUGUUGUAACGGGAGCAGGAGGGGGGCUUGGAAAGGCAUAUGCGCUUCUUUUAUCAUCUCUUGGAGCAUCUGUUCUUGUCAAUGACCUCAGUGAAAAAGCGGCGUCAAAUGUUGUUUCCCAAAUUCAAGCUAAAGGGGGCGUUGCAGAGGCAAAUUUCAGCAAUGUUGUCACCCAAGGCAAAGAAAUUGUAGACCACGCAAUGCGUAGAUUUGGGCGGCUUGAUGCAAUCGUUAAUAAUGCCGGCAUUUUGAGAGACAAGUCUUUUUUGAAGCAGAGUGCGGAAACCUGGAAAGUUGUGAUCGAUGUGCAUUUACGAGGAACUUAUUGCCUUUGUCACGCCGCUUGGCCCGUUUUUAUGAAACAAAAUCAUGGUCGUAUCAUCAAUACCACGAGUGCUGUGGGGUUGUAUGGAAAUUUCGGUCAGUCAAAUUAUGCUGCAGCAAAGGCUGGCAUCAUCGGAUUGUCAAAGACCCUUGCUAUUGAAGGGGCAAGGCAUAAUAUCAAGGUCAACGUUAUUGCCCCAAAUGCAGGGACCGCAAUGACGGCUACUGUGAUGCCCAAUGAGAUGGUUGAGAUUCUGAAGCCCUCCUAUGUGGCCCCAUUGGUUGCCAUUUUAGCCUCCAAGGAGCACUGCUCCACAAGCGGCGCUGUUUUUGAAGCGGGAUCUGGUUGGUUUUCCAUGGUUCGUCUAGAAAGAAGCAAAGGAGUAAUGAUGAAUCCCGGAUUUGGACUUGCCGAUAUUUCGAGCGCAUGGCCCCAGAUUACAAAAUUUGGCGAUCAGAACUCUAUCUUUCCAUCUACUAUCCAGGGGUCCAUUGAACCAAUAUUGGCGGCGAUUCAGUCGAAAACUGCUGCUACUGCUGGCCAAUCAUCUGGGGACGAGACUGUCUUUUCUUACACUGAAAAGGAUGUUAUUCUUUAUGCAUUGGGAAUAGGGUUCAAUGCACAGCAACUGAACUGGGUCUACGAAAGAGAUAGCAAUUUUAGCGUCUUUCCUACUUUUGGGGUAAUUCCUGGAUUAUCUGCUCUAUUUACUAAAGACGGAACUGGACCAUCCAGUUGGGCGGAUGCCAUUCCCAAGUUCAACUUGAUGUCUCUGCUUCAUGGAGAACAAAAACUUGAAAUUUUCAAUCCCAUCCCAGUCAAGGCUACAUUGGUCUCGCAUGUUUCCAUUGUCAGCAUUGCUCAAAAGGGUCCAAAUGCUCUUAUCGUACUGCGAGUGGAAAGUAAAGAAAGGUCUUCUGGGAAGCUUAUAUUUGCAAACGAGUCGACCUUAUUUAUUAGAGGCAUCAAGCUCUCGUCUCAGCAAGUUAAGGUUGCAAAAGGAAUUCCAGAAAAAUUGCCUUUCCAGUCGGAUGCAAUUAAAAAAACCAUCAAAAAAUCGUCCACCACUGCGGAAGGACAAGCAGCUCUUUAUAGAUUGUGUGGAGAUUUGAAUCCACUUCAUAUUGACCCAUCAAUGGCCGCUAUGGGUGGGUUUAAGAAACCCAUUUUACAUGGGCUAUGCACUUUUGGAAUUUCCGCACGCCAAAUAGUUGAGGCGUUGGGUGGUCCCAACGCUGUUUGUCUAAACAUGAUAAAGGGAAGAUUUUCUCGCCCCGUAUAUCCAGGAGAAACGCUCGUCAACAAUGUUCAAAUAAGGGCUGAAGAAGGAAAUCAGAUUCACGUCACUUUUGAUGUCUGCACAUCCACCGAUUCGGCACCUGUCUUGAGCAAUGGGUAUGCAAUUUUAACGAGCUCUGCAGCAAACCAGCCACAACCAUCACCAUCCCAGAAUGCCAAAAAUAAGCCUUUAGAAACGGUUUCCAAAAUGGUGGAAGGAUGGAACCUAUUGCCUGCGGCCGAAAAAGACGAACUUGUUGAAAAGUUUAACUCGGUCAUUAAGUUUGACAUUGAAGCAACUGAGUCGGUUUGGUUUAUCCUUAAGAAGGUCGAUGGCAUCCCAGUUGGUGUGCAAACCAAUCUUAAGGGGGCGGGCUCGGUGAAGCCGGAUCUCUCGCUAAAAUUGAGCGAGGACACGCUUUCUGCCCUCUUUGCUGGAUCGCUUUCACCCCAACAAGCCUUUCUAAAGGGCAAGGUCAAGCUUACUGGAAAAAUGGGUCUUGCAAUGAAUCUGGAGGUUAUUCUCAAAAAGUUGAAGAAAACCGCGUCAAGCAAAUUGUAG